Molecule: messenger RNA, 1538 nt
Organism: Botrytis cinerea B05.10
Lineage: Eukaryota; Fungi; Ascomycota; Leotiomycetes; Helotiales; Sclerotiniaceae
Exons: 4
Coding region: 506-1345 (279 amino acids)
Biological process (GO): mycotoxin biosynthetic process
Source: RefSeq, a predicted model, not a curated record
GAUAGAUCUCACCCAUACCGGUACUUCCAAGCCUUCGUCGGUUCUUCCCACACACACACAUUAGUUUCACGCAACCACCGAGCCGGCCUCGUACAGCACAGCACAGCACAGCACAGCACAAGUUGAAUCCAUUAAUAAGUCUGGGAACAUGCGUCAUGAGUCUUUCCAAUCUGGUGUCAUGUUUCUUCUUAUCAAAUCGGAUCAUUGCUUCCAUUCGAUAGUCUAGCCUUCGAUUGACUUUGACUAGACAAUUGGUGCUAAAAAUAUUUGAACGACCUAGAUGGAUACUUGGAUGGCGAAGUCGCUGAUCAAGUCGAACGAACAAAACCUUUUCCUAACCUCACUUCGCUCAUCUCCUCUUCUUACCUCAGAGUCCAUCUGUAUUUUCCUCUGAUAUCGUCGGAUACUGGAUACUUUAUAUUGUCGAAUGGUUGACUGUUGUCCAAAAUUUCCUUCAUCUUGAACGUUGAAUUGUACCCCACCAGAUCCAUUUGUCAACAUCAACAUGUCUUAUUCUCCAUUUUCAGACAAGUACAAUCAAGUGCCUCAAUCAGAAGAUGGCGAGCAUUUACUCGCGAAUCCCGAGCCAACGUAUAAGCCAGCGUCCAGACGAAAUGGCAUCAUUUGGUAUAUAUUAUCACUCCCGGUAGUAUCAUUGUUGUCAGUUGGAUUGGGGAUAUGGAUCGGUUCUCGAUUUGUAGCAGAUCCCGCAAAAUUAUGCCCCAGCUAUGUGCAACACUAUUCUCCGAUUCUGAAUGAUAUCGACACAUCAUAUCAGCCAGUGAUGUUCAACGGAUCAUUCAUGAAAGAAAAUGCGUUCCGAUUAAAAGCAGGCCCGGAGGUGGAUGCAGCAUGGGGAAGCUUAGGAGUACAUUACCGAAGUUUCGCAUUACCGGCGAGUGAAGCAGAGAAAUCCGGAUUGACAUCUGCUCAUGUCCAAAUCAACGAAAAAUACGGGGGAGGAUUCCCAGUCAAUUUAGAAGGCCUCCAUCAUUUACAUUGUCUUAACCUUGUGAGACAAUCUCUAUACUACAAUUACGACUAUUAUCACGAUCAAGGAAAAGGAGCAUUUGUGAAUGAGGAUAAUAUCGUUCAAUACCACGUCUCCCACUGUCUAGAUAUCAUCCGCCAGCAACUUAUGUGCCAAGUCGACACCGGCGUCCUCGGCCAAGUAUGGUGGGAUAAAUCAAAGCCACAAGCAUUCGUAGAUUUCAACACCGAGCAUCAAUGCAAAGACUUCGAUGCCAUAAGACAAUGGGCAGAGGAUAGACAAUUGCCUGCCGGUGGACCAUCUGAUUUUCUACAGAGACCAAAGGAGAGUGAUGUUCUGGAGAGCAUACCUUAAGAGUAAAAGGACAAAAGUGAAUGAUGGGAUAAAUGAUACAUGAAUCGGAUGAGGUUGGUCUGGGCUGGGUCGGGCGGUAUUGGGUAUGGUGUUUGGAACGGGUAGGCAGGUACACGGAUCCAAAUGGUUUGGACCUUUGGAGUUACAUACUCAAGUAUAGCAUAACAUCAAUUGUAAUAUUCAAGAACGACCA